AAAAACGCUUCCAUCAAAUUAUUUUUGGCGUGGAAAUCGGAAGCUUGGCACUUUCUUCAAAGCCCCCGUAUUGUCAGUGCGUGUGUGGCUGCGUGUGCGCCCCUGCCGACGGGAUUUUUGCUCCCCCUGACUCUGCCGGGGGGCGUUGCGAGCCUCGGUAUAUUAACAAGUGUAGGGGAGGGCUACAGGGCCAGUACUGCCGGCGUCGAGGGAGGGGGGCAAGACCAGUUUUGUGCGCCUAGGACCGUCCUCACAUUUUCAGCAUCCAUCCAGUGCGCUGGUUCUCACGUACUGCUGCUGUUACUUUAUAAAGGGGUCCUUAUUGAAGGAGUCGACGUACAAAAGACAGUAAGAACGUGACUGUUCAUCAGAAGAAAAUCAUGGAAAAUGUGAAUCAAUUCAUCGACAUCCUGAUGGAAGACAUCAACUUCACCGAACAUGAUGACAAUGUGUCCCACAUGGAGGCACUGGUGUGUCCUCCCAGUUUCAACAUGGUGGCCGUGCUCUACGCUAUGUCCGUCCUGUACAUCUUCAUCUUCAUCAUUGGCCUGGCUGCCAACUCGGUGGUGGUGUGGGUGAACGUGCGGGCGGAGAGGAGCCGCUACGAGACGCACCUGUACAUCCUCAACCUGGCUGUCGCUGACCUGUGUGUGGUGGCCACUCUGCCCAUUUGGGUGAGCUCCCUGCUCCAGCAGGGCCACUGGCCUUUCGGUGAGGCCAUGUGCAAGAUCACACACCUGGUCUUCAGCGUCAACCUCUUCAGCAGCAUCUUCUUCCUCACCUGCAUGAGCGUGGACCGCUACCUCUCGGUGGCGCUGUUCAGUGACUCCCACAGCAGGCAGAAGAAGAUGGUGCGCAAGUUGAUCUGUGUGCUGGUGUGGCUGCUGGCUCUCGCAGCCUCGGUGCCAGACACCUACUUCCUGCAGGCUGUCAAGCCUGUGCAUUCAGAAAACACCUUUUGCCGGCCAGUGUACCCUGCAGAGAGUGCCCGGGAAUGGAUGGUGGGUAUUCAGUUCAGCUUUAUCGUGCUUGGCUUUGCCAUUCCGUUUCCUGUCAUCGCGAUCUUCUACCUGCUUUUGGCGGGGGCCAUCGCCUCCUCGCCGGACCAGGAGCGAUGUCUGAGCCGCAAACUCAUCCUGACCUACAUCGUGGUCUUCCUGGUAUGCUGGCUGCCCUACCACGGGGUGCUGCUGGUGGAUGCCUUGUCAAUGUUGGGUGUCAUGUCCUUCAGCUGCCCUCUUGAGAACUUCAUCUACGUAGCCCUGCAUACCACCCAAUGCCUCUCGCUCAUCCAUUGCUGUGUCAACCCUGUCAUCUACAACUUCAUCAACAAGAACUACCGCUAUGACCUCAUGAAGGCCUUCAUCUUCAAGUACUCUACCAAGACCGGCCUGGCCAAGCUGAUCGACACCUCCAGGGUUUCAGAAACUGAGUACUCUGCCGUGGACAACCAUGGCCAACUGUAGGACUGUGUGAGGCAACUCAAUAAAGAGACUAUUGGAGUUGGAGCUCAGUGACCCAACACUGCCCCGUGUGCAGUCGCUGAAGGGCCAUGUGUUAUAUACCAAUGAAGCACUAUAAAUUACCAAGACCAAUCCUUUAUAUCUUAUGGUAUAGAAGUGUACUGUACUGUGUAGGCAUAGUGACCAUAAGUGACCAUUGGCAGUUUUGGUCAAUAAGACAGGAAGUCUUAAGAAAGCACUUCCAAAACUUAAAGGACUUUGAGAUAUUUCUGAGGUUUUUUCACAUG
Messenger RNA from Paramormyrops kingsleyae, 1750 nucleotides. RefSeq names its product atypical chemokine receptor 3. The record is from RefSeq and is a predicted model, not a curated record. Lineage: Eukaryota; Metazoa; Chordata; Actinopteri; Osteoglossiformes; Mormyridae. Gene Ontology annotation, molecular function: chemokine binding; coreceptor activity; G protein-coupled receptor activity. Gene Ontology annotation, biological process: chemotaxis; vasculogenesis; G protein-coupled receptor signaling pathway. Gene Ontology annotation, cellular component: membrane.